This is a messenger RNA of Xyrauchen texanus (razorback sucker), 5079 nucleotides long. Its product is annotated as bifunctional arginine demethylase and lysyl-hydroxylase JMJD6. NCBI's taxonomy places the organism in Eukaryota, Metazoa, Chordata, Actinopteri, Cypriniformes, Catostomidae. The record is from RefSeq and is a predicted model, not a curated record. The transcript has 6 exons. Gene Ontology annotation, cellular component: cytoplasm; nucleus. Gene Ontology annotation, biological process: phagocytosis. Gene Ontology annotation, molecular function: P-TEFb complex binding; histone H4R3 demethylase activity. Bases 5 to 1213 code for a protein of 402 amino acids.
AGAAAUGAGCCAUAAAAGUAAGAAGCGGAUCAAAGAAGCGAAACGGAGCGCCAGACCCGAGCUGAAGGACUCGAGCGAUUGGAUCAAACACGAUUACUGCGAGAGCUUCGAUCUGUCACACCGGACAGUGAAGGACAAUGUCGAGCGAGUGGACACCCAGCGUCUCAGUCCAGAAGAGUUCAUUCAGCGCUUUGAGAAGCCGUACAAGCCCGUGGUUCUACUCAACUGUCAGGAGUCUUGGCCUGCACGGGAAAAAUGGACCCUGGAGCGACUCAAACGCAAAUACCGCAACCAGAAGUUCAAAUGUGGCGAGGAUAACGAUGGCUACUCUGUUAAAAUGAAGAUGAAGUAUUACAUGGAGUAUUUGGAGUCCACGCGGGACGACAGCCCUCUCUAUAUAUUCGAUAGCAGUUUCGGCGAGCACGCCAAACGGCGCAAGCUUCUGGAAGACUACCAGGUGCCGGUUUUCUUUAGGGACGACCUCUUUCAGUUUGCGGGAGAGAAACGCCGCCCUCCCUACAGGUGGUUUGUGAUGGGUCCUGCCCGCUCUGGAACAGGCAUCCAUAUCGACCCACUCGGCACAAGUGCCUGGAACGCCCUGAUCCAGGGCCACAAACGCUGGUGCCUGUUCCCCACGCACACGCCCCGCGAGCUCAUCAAGGUGACUCGAGAGGACGGGGGUAACCAGCAGGAUGAGGCCAUCACCUGGUUUAAUGUGAUCUACCCACGCACGCAGCAGUCCACCUGGCCAGCCGAGUUCAGACCGCUAGAGAUUCUGCAGCACCCUGGAGAGACUGUGUUUGUGCCAGGUGGAUGGUGGCAUGUUGUGCUCAACCUGGACACCACCAUUGCUGUGACCCAGAAUUUCUCAAGCACCACCAACUUUCCCAUCGUAUGGCACAAGACUGUGCGAGGCCGCCCUAAACUCUCUAGGAAGUGGUAUAGGAUUCUGAAGCAAGAGAGGCCUGAUAUUGCUGCUCUGGCUGAUAAAGUCGAUCUGCAGGAGUCCACGGGCAUUGCCUCAGACAGCUCCAGUGACUCUUCCUCCUCCUCCUCCUCCUCCAGCUCCUCCGACUCCGAUUCAGAGGCUGAGUCUGAGGGUGACGCCAUGACACACCGCAGAAAGAAGAGGAGAACCUGCAGCAUGAUGGAAAACGGGGACAUCACAAGCCAGGAUGACUGCGUGAGCAAAGAGCGCAGUUCAUCCCGGUGAUGUUCACAACAGUAGAGGGGCUGCAGUCUUAAUCGUCUCUUAGACCGAGAAACAUCGCGCUCGCUCUGUCUGUCGGCCUCAGGAGACUCCUGUCCAAUAGAUAAGAGGUUGUCGCUGAAGGGCAUUCGAUAACAUACUCAGCCCCGAAUUUAUCUGCCCUAGUGCGCUUCUAGAGAUAAACAUGAACAAAAUAUCCAAAUAUGUGCUUGUUGGAGGAGUUUUCGCAUGGAUAAGCGAACAGCUGUGUGGGAAAAUGCAGAAAACCCUUCUCCUGUUGCCUUUGCUGAAGUCAGACUCCGGACAGAAAGCUUAACUCCCCCUCCUAUUCUAGUGCCAACAUCAUCAAUCUGUGUUUGAAUCUGAAUGCAUGUCAUUCUUUGUUUUUCCAGGGGUAUGCUACCAUUCUUGAGAUGUAUCUCGACCUGUGUGAGGUUAUUUUCGAUUUGGCUUGAUGUGUAAUGAUGCCUUUAUUAUUGAUUCUACACCAUUCUUGAAAAUCCUCUCAUUAUUUACUCACCUUCCAGGCAACCCAGAUGUGUAUGAAUUUUUUCUUCUGAAGAACACAAAUUAAGAUUUUUAGAGAAUUUUCUAUUUAUAAGAAUAUUUCAGCAAGUGGAUGUGUGCCAAAAUGUUGAUGCUCCAAAAAGCACAAAGGCAGCAUAAAAGUAAUCACUGCCCAGUAGGGGGUGAUAUGCAUGAAUAACGUGAAUUACCAAAAUCAGAAGGAAAAAGUGAAGGAAAAUGGACGUAAAUUGAUUUACUUCUCGUCCACACCUAUCAUAUCACUUCUGAAGACAUUAAUUUAGUCACUGAAGUCAAAUAGGUUACUUUUAUGCUGCCUUUAUGUGCUUUCUUGAGCUUCAAAGUUCUGUUCACCAUUUACUUGUAUUAUAUGGACCAGAGCUGAAAUAUUCUUCUAAAAAUCUUCAGUUGUGUUCUGCAGAAGAAAGAAGGUCAUACACAUGUGGGAUGAAGUGCGGGUGAGUAAAUGAUGAGAGAAUUUUCAUUUUUGGGUGAACGGUCCCUUUAAAAGAUGUUGUCAUGUCAUAUAUCUGGCUAUAGGAAACCAGCCCAUAGUGCUUAUAUGAAUAUCCCAUGUUCAAUACAAGCUAAGCUCAAUAGACAGUAUUUGUGGCAUGAAAUUAUUACUAUAAAAAUACAUUUUGACUCGUCCCUUGUUUAUUAAAAAUGGCUGUGAGGUACUUACAAUUGAAGUGAAUGGGGGAACGUUGAAAUACUCACCGUUUAAAAAAUAUAGACACAAUGCAUAAACAAUAUGUUGGUAAACAUGAUUUUAGAUUAAAUUAGUUUUCCGGUUUUAUACUGUUUAUCAAUGUUAUGUCAUCAUGACAACAAAUUUGUAAAAUUGGCUAUAACUUAAAACAGAAAAGGUUAGUAAUUGGUUUAAUCACACUAAAAUCAUGUUUAUAUGCAUAUUGUUUAUAUCUUGUGGCGAUACUUUUGAAAGGGUGAGUAUUUUAAUGUUUACAGUUUGGCCCCUGUUCACUUCCAUUACAAGAGCCUCACUGGAACUGAGAUUUGUAUUUAUUAUUUAUUAAACAAUGGACAAGACAAAGUAUUUUUUGGUGGCCAUCAACAUUAUGCCUCAAAUGCUGUCGAUUGAGCUUAACUUGAACCUGGAAUAUAACUUUAAAUAGAUACUUUUUUGUAGUCUUUAUUUACUCACUGUCAUGUUGUUUCAGACCUGUAUAAUGGUCGUUAAUGGAACACAAAAAGUGAAGUUUGAGAAAAUCCUGGCCACUCUUGGAUAUAAUAGAAGUAAAUGGGAACUGGGAUGGUCAAGUGUCAAAAUGAUUAAAAAAGCAGCAUUAAAGUACUUUAGAAUUGGCCCGAAAGACUUUGACCACGGCAGUUCAAGUCUUUCAAAGCCUUGCGAUAAUUGGUCUUCUCAUGUGUGCCAUAUUUUGACAUCAACGAUGUUUAUUCGCAAGACACGUCUCGUCAAAUGGCAAGUAGUCCAUGCAACUUCUGUUUUUUUUUUUUGGCUCUGUAAGAUUAGGAAAAUAGCAUACAAAUCAUACAGACCCCUUCCCUUUUUAUGGUGCCAAUUUGAAGCUUGAUGGCCCCAAUCCCCAUUUAUUUAUGGAAAAGAGCUGCCAGGAUGUUCUUUAAAACUUCCAACAUGACAGAAUUUUCACUUUUGUUUGAACCAUUACUUCAAAAUUGUUAAAUAGUUGUCACAAAUAGUUGGCACUUCACAUCAGUCUAAAAGACUAACUUUACCUGAAUAACAUUGUAGUUCAGCCGAAAGCUGACACAUCUUUUGUUUAAAGUUGAAACUGUUAUGAACGUUCAGUCGCAACACUUUUUUGAUUUCGACUAACAAGAAAGGUGUUGAUGGAUCGUCUUUUCAGACCUGUGGACUCGAACACUCCACAAAGACCAUUGGCAGUGAAUUCGGUGUUUAAAUUGGCACAUACGUUUCAAAUGACUAAAUAAAUGCUUGUAAAGCGCCAUUGUGCGCUUCUGUUGGUGACCGCCCCAUGCAAGUUAAACACUAGGGGGCAGUAAUGCUUAUUUGGAAUACACUAGAGAUACAUUGCAAUCAUGGUUGAUUAAUGAAAAUCUGCAAAUAGUUAUUUUUUCCUCGGAAGUCUUAACAUUUUGUUUGUUUUUGACAAAAAGCUCUAAAUAUGGUAAUCUGUCAUGAUCUAAAUAUGUUUCAGGGCUACAAUAACCAACUGUUAUAUGUGCUGUGUAUUGUGAGGGUAAUGAAUAAUGAGCAAAAUUGUUUGUUUGGGGGGGUUCUUUGUGAAAAGUGCUGUUGAAAUGUGACUGUGUGUGUGUUUGUGUGUGUGUGUGUGCUGGCUAGUCUAAAACACCAAGAAGGAAGAUGUUUUUUAAAAAAAAGUGCCUAUUUUUUCAUGUUGGUCAUUCAAGCUGCAUUCAGUUCCUCAUCAUCGUUUCUCUGAGCUUAAUUACAAAAAUUACGGUUUUGAAAUGGGAACAUUAAAGAGAAAAUUCUGUCUUCAUUUACUCAACAUAUGACUCUCAUAUGACUUUCAUCUGUGGAACAUAAAAGGAGGUGUCAGGCCUUAGCCACCAUUUACGUUCAGUACCAUUUACGAAAAAGAUGCAAUGAGGGUGAAUGGUGACUGAGGCUAACAUCCUGCCUAAUCCUUUUGUAUUGUACAGACAAACAACAUGAGGGUGAGUAAAUGAAGACAGUUCCCAUUUUGGGGUGAACUGUCACUUUAAGUUUAUGAUUUCUGUAUGGGCUGUUCUUGUUUGAGCUCUUCAUCACUGGCUCUGUCAUGUGACUCCUUUUAUCCACUGGGAUUCAUGUGUGUGGGGAGACAAGUGACACCUUGCUGUUGCUGAGAUCAAAACAACCUAAUAAUAUAGUUAAUGAAUAAAACUUUCUAUGUAUCUAUGUAUUUAUGCAGUGUUUUCUGUUUAACUUUUUAAUUGGGUUAUUUCAAGUUACUUGAUUGUGUUUGAAUGCACUUAAAACAACCACAAUUUUAAUCUUAACUGGCUGACAAUACACAAACAGGGCAGCUAGCAGGGCGAAUCACACAAAACAAUAUAUUAAUAAUCUAAAGUUAUAUUUAGCAAUAAAAAAACUUUUGUCAUUGUGUCAUCUUGGACUUAGAGUGACACCUAGUGGUGUGGAGGCAGCAUCAUUUAAAAUCAAUAGUUUUCAGUUACAGAUGCCAUUGUAGAAAUUUACUCUUCACGGUCACCCAUGGUUCAUUCAAGAGUGAAAGUGUCGAAUAACAAGAUAAGAUUAAGCGAGUGGUAUUCAGCUGGUCAUGUGAUUCAUGGCAGACCCCUUGUGCAGACCCUCUCCAUGUCGAAUAAAACCGCUUUUAUAAGGUUACUGAUAUGACUGGAGUCCUCAU